CUACAGUGGCAACUACCGCAGCACUGGAUGAAGCAAUUUGAAACAUACAAAAAUUAUUUAUUGGAAGGCACAGUGACCAUAUGAAAUGAAUAUUAGAACAAAAAACGUUCUGUCCUGUUUAGUUCUCCGGCCAUGGCUAAUAAUGCCAUUUGGCGUAUGGAUCGUUGUGUCCGUCAUAUAUUAUUGGUGGUUAAUAUCGAGGAUAAGUGUACUGGAGUCGCAAAAUAAUGUAUAUAAAACACAGUUGACGUUAUCACAUCAAGCAAUGAAAGAAAUUUCAGUAGAAUAUACUACCACAUAUCAAGUUCCUGUUAUACCAGAUUCUAUAGGCACCUUGUGUGAAACAAUUCAUAUAGCAUUAGUUUGUAUGGGUAAAUGUACGAGACUGAUCACUCCUAUGUUUAAAUCGUUGUUACACAACAGACAGAAUCCGUUACAUUUUCACAUGGUCGUGGAUAAUACUGCAGAGCACACAGUCGCUGUGCUAUUUGAUACUUGGAUGCUACCUGACGUAAAAUACACAUGCUACAACGCGCAGAAUCGAUUGUCCGAAGUCAGAUGGAUUCCCAACAGUCAUUAUUCCGGUGUAUACGCUCUGGUCAAGCUGUUGUUCCCGGAUAUCCUGCCAGAGAACCUGGACCGGAUCAUUGUGUUGGACUCGGAUUUGACCUUUCUCAGUGACGUAGCUGAGAUCUGGAGGAUGUUCAGGAACAUGACCAACGAACAGUUUAUAGGUUUGGUGGAAAACGAAAGCAAUUGGUAUUACGACACGGCGAAGCGAUGGCCCGCGCUGGGCAGGGGCUUCAACACCGGCCUGAUGCUGCUGGACUUGAAAAAGAUCAGAACGAACAUAGACUGGACUGAUCUAUGGCAGAACGCCAUCAAGGAGAACAUAGAGUCGCUGAAGCAGACGACCCUCGCCGACCAGGACAUUAUUAAUGCCAUCAUAAAGAAACAUCCUAAUUACGUUUAUAAAAUUGGGUGUCAGUACAAUGUGCAAAUGUCGACGAAGACACUGUCCAAAAAUUGUUAUCGUGAAAAUAAAAAUAAUGUUAAGGUCGUUCACUGGAAUUCUCCAGCGAAGUACAAUAUAAAGAUCAGAGACGCGCACUAUUUCCGUAAUCUAUAUCAGAGCUAUGUUAAUUUUGACGGGAAUCUGUUGAGGGAGAAACUACAUACGUGCAGUCAGAAUGAAGCGCUGACUAAUAAGAUAAAUUACUCCGAUCUGUGUGUUAGUUUUCGUUCGGCUCAGAACAUUAAGCUGCGUACUCACUUGUACUACAUGGACUACAGCUACAAUAAUAUCGACGACUUCGACGUCACCUUAGUUCUGCAGCUGUCCAUGGACCGACUGCAGUUCCUGGAGAGACUUGUCAAUCAUUGGGAAGGUCCGUUAAGUGCAGCGAUAUAUUUGUCGGACUGUGACGUCACGAAGCUGGAGAGCUUCACGCGGGACUGGUCGGACACGCUAAGCUCCCGGAAGAACAUCGGAUACCACUUAGUAUUCAAACAUGAUUCGGUACAUUACCCGGUGAAUUAUCUCCGUAACGUCGCGCUGGAGAAUGUGAACACGCCCUACGUGUUCCUCAUGGACGUCGACUUCGUUCCCAUGGCGGGCCUGUACCAACAUCUCAGGGACGCGAUACGACUCAUAAACCCUUAUCCACAGAAAAAGUGUCUGGUGGUGCCCGCGUUCGAGACGCAGCGGUACCGCGCGUCCGUGCCGCGCGACAAGGCGGCGCUGCUGGCGCGGCUGGCGGCGCGGCACGGCGCCGGGGACGUCGCGCCCUUCCGCACCCGGGAGUGGCCGCGCGGACACCGGGCCACCAACUACACGAGGUGGAUGACCGCCACUGCUCCUUAUGAGGUGGAGUGGGAGUCCGACUACGAGCCCUACCUGGUGGUGCACCGGUCGGUACCUAAAUACGACACCAGAUUCUCGGGCUUCGGCUGGAACAAGGUGUCGCACAGCGUGGAGCUGCGCGCGACCGGGCACCGCGCGCUCGUGCUGCCGGCCGCGUUCCUCGUGCACACGCCGCACGCGCCCUCGCCCGACAUCACCGCCUUCCGCGCCGACCCGCACUACCGCGUUUGUCUCGCGUUGUUGAAACAAGAAUUCAUGGACGACCUGAGCAGGAAGUAUAACAUGACCCUGGGAGGACCUUCGAAAUUGGACAGUGUGUACCUCGGACAGGCCAAGAGCUUGCUGCUGAACCAGGCUAAGGAGUUGCCUUAGUUGACCAGCGAAAAAUUCGCGCAUUCGGCUGUGAUCCGUUUAAGACUCAUUGUGGUACCAAAAAUUACGAUAGUCUCAAUCAUAUCGACGCUUGAAAGGCAAACGUGACUAAGCGACAAUAACUGCUUUGUACAUAAAUGAUAGGCAAUAACCAUAUUCGAUGCGCAAAAUAUAUAUAUUUCUAGGUCUAUUAAAAAUCAUUUCAAUCCUACAGCUAGAUUCGUUAAAAUAGAAUUUUUUUUCAGGUAUUUCAACUUAAAAUUAAUCUACUGUAAAGUUCACGCAUUGUCGCUUAGUCACGUUUGCCUUUCAAGCCUCGAAUUAUGUUAUUCAAAACGCAUCAAAUUAACAAAUUAAGGCUUUCCGUGGUGAAUUAUGACAUGUGUUCACGAGCGCUCACGAACGCUCACGAACGCUCAUAUGCUAAAAGCUUUUAUAGACAUCGAGAAAUGUCUUUGACCGACCGGGAACCGAAGCCGGGCGCCAUGGUAAGGCUGUCCGCCACUGAUGAGGUGAUCGUUCAGGGAUGCUAUCUAAAAAUUCAUUAAUUGGUCUUUCAUGUCGAUUAACUGUAGUCUGCCAUCAAAUUACUUUAAAUAAAUCAAAAUAAUGUUGGCUUUAAAGCUCGUGUAACAUGAGAAUUACAUACAUUAAGGAACUUCAUAUAGUUAUGCCUUUGAAAUGUUGAAUUAUUCAUCCAUAUAUUAUAAAUCAUUACAUCAAUAAAUAAAUGUUGCAAGCUUCGUUUUGAAAUGUGUAACUGAAUUUCUAAUCAUCCUAAAGUAUGAAACGUGGAAUAUUUAAAUUUCCAAAGUAAAAUAAAUGUUGCCAAGAUAAAAAAAUGAAAAAAUAAAAAUGUUGCCUGACAAAAAAAAGUUGGUUUAUACUAUAAAAAAUAUUUUUAGGUAAGACAAAAUUUUAUUUAUUUAACAAAUGAAGCAGUAUUUUUAUUUAAAUUACGAUAUAAGAUUAAUAUAUAGUUUAGAAUAUUUAUUUAUAAGUACAACUAAAUUGUGUUAUCUAUUUUACAUACAUUCUCUUUGCAUUUACUUUUUACAUUUCAUUUAUUUAUAUAUAUUAGAUACAAUUUAAAACGAAUUUCAUUAAUAACUGAUCUCGCUGUGGUUUAAAAUGAAUUAUUAAUUAAAUUAUAAAACACACAAUAAUUAUA
This is a messenger RNA of Bombyx mori (domestic silkworm), 3407 nucleotides long. Its product is annotated as xylosyl- and glucuronyltransferase LARGE2s. NCBI's taxonomy places the organism in Eukaryota, Metazoa, Arthropoda, Insecta, Lepidoptera, Bombycidae. Gene Ontology annotation, molecular function: glucuronosyltransferase activity; xylosyltransferase activity. Gene Ontology annotation, biological process: protein O-linked glycosylation via mannose. The transcript has 13 exons. The record is from RefSeq and is a predicted model, not a curated record. Bases 86 to 2236 code for a protein of 716 amino acids.